AUGGCCUCUUCCUCUUCCUCCCCCGUCUUCUCCGGCGAGACGAAGGUCGCCAUCAUGCGCCGUGUUCUCAGCGACGGCACCGUCGAGAUCUACUCCGACUCCGCCAGCAAGGCGCAGACUGACCCGGAGCACUGCAUUGACUGCUGCACCGCCGAAGAGUGCCUCGAGACCUACGGCAUCGAGGUCGACACUCGCAAGGCCUCCAAGAAGGCGAAGUCAUCGAACAACAUGAAGCCUUCCCGCUACUGGAGGGCCCCUGAGAUGCCCUCGGCCACCGAGAUGGAGACCCCAUCUUCCAACACCACCUCCACGUGCCACAACAACAACCAGGCCUUCAGAACCAUCACCUACCACGCCACCUCUCACAGCUCCCCCCUUCGUCGCAACCCCUCCCACAACAUCGGCUCUCCCUCCGCCUCCCAGGCCGAGCCGUUCCACUACCACUCCGCGCACACAGCCAACUCAGUCUACUCCCUCGCCGCCGCCGCCGCCGCCGCGGCAACCCACCACCGCCACGGCGAAUACCCCUUCGCCAUCGUCAUCAACCAGACGCCCUACCUCACCGAGACCGAGCAGCGCGCCGUCCACGCCGUCGCGAUGACCUCCCGCGAGCGUCGUCCCCGCUCGGACUUCACGCCCGAGGAGCAGGCCGACUGGGAGGAGCGCGAGUGGAUGGCCAUGCAGGAGGACGAGUACGAGCGGGACAUGGAGGUUCCGCUGCCCUCGCGGACGUACCGAAGCAGGAACUUGUCUCCCGAGAGCGAGUAUCGCGGCGCGCAGAGUGUUGAGUCCGAUCAAGAGUCGGUUGACAGCUUCAACACGCCCCAUCAGUCCCGCCGUGGCAGUUUCACCUCCGACGACGAUUUCCGCACCUGCCGCAGCGACUACUCCGGCGAUUACCACACCUGCAACAGUGAUGACGAGUUCGACCACGGCGUCGCGGAGGCCGCAUAUGGCCGCCGCUACCGCAUGGACUUGUAA
Messenger RNA from Colletotrichum karsti, 981 nucleotides. RefSeq lists its product as uncharacterized. The transcript is spliced from 2 exons. The coding region runs from base 1 to 981 and encodes 326 amino acids. The record is from RefSeq and is a predicted model, not a curated record. NCBI's taxonomy places the organism in Eukaryota, Fungi, Ascomycota, Sordariomycetes, Glomerellales, Glomerellaceae.